Colletotrichum higginsianum IMI 349063 is the source of this 207-nucleotide messenger RNA. RefSeq names its product Prolyl oligopeptidase. Bases 1 to 207 code for a protein of 68 amino acids. The transcript is spliced from 3 exons. The record is from RefSeq and is a predicted model, not a curated record. NCBI's taxonomy places the organism in Eukaryota, Fungi, Ascomycota, Sordariomycetes, Glomerellales, Glomerellaceae.
AUGAAGCUUCUUUUCGAGGUGCUUGGCGUGGGCUCUAGUGCGGGGCUCUUCAACCGAGCUCCAAGCCACCCACCUAGGAGGGUAGACAGACAGACGUUCGGUCCCCCCGUCGUCAUGCUGGAAUUGGGAUUGGACAUACCUACAUCUAUGGCAGCAUUCCCGCCCAGCUUUCUUGCUCUCAACCUCACCCAGUUUAUAGCUGUAUAA